UAUGUACAGAACUAUCUAAAAAAUAAUAUGGUGAAGCGUUAGAAGCAGAGAGAAAUUAAGGGAAAGAAGGGUUUUCUUCUUUCUUGGCUUAUAUAAUGGAGUACUACAAAGAAGAAGAGAGUAACAAUAGCAUUAAUAAUAAUAACAAUAAUGCUAUAAAUAGCAACUGCAAUAAUGACAAGAAAGCAACCAUGGAGCGGUCUAGAAAGAAAAGAAUGAAAGGGAAAGGAGGCCCAGAGAACUCGAAGUGCACUUUCAUAGGAGUGAGGCAGAGGACUUGGGGCAAAUGGGUGGCCGAAAUCCGGAAGCCAAACCGCGGUGCGCGGCUGUGGCUCGGCACCUUCAACACCGCCAUAGAAGCCGCUGGCGCUUAUGACGACGCCGCUUGGAAGCAGUACGGCCCGGGCGCCAAGCUCAACCUGCCAGGCCGCCACCACCACUAUCCCCAGUACUCGUCGACGAGUUCUGGGGCUGACUUCGAAUCUGCAGGCCCUCUUAGCAGAGCGGUGAGCGCCGAGUCGGGCGAGUUCGGAGGUUUGGAUGGUUUCACUUGGCCACAACUAGGUUAUGGUGAGGAUGAUGAUUAUAUGGAACUGAUGAUGAAUAGUAGCGUUGAGCUAUCGUUUGGUGGAGAAGGAGAGUGUCUUUUUAGCCAUCUCAUUGGAGAUGGAUCAGCUUGUAUUAGUUUUGAAUAACGAGUAAUGUUCGCCAUGUACGUCCAUCAUCAACCUUAGCUUUGGCUUCUUUUUUCUUCUUCCUUAGUAUAUUAGCUAGGGUUUUGUUGUACGUAGGUGGCUUUUUUGUUUGUUUGUUUACAAGUCCAAACUAGAAUAUAUUACUUUUGUCUCA
Humulus lupulus (European hop) is the source of this 849-nucleotide messenger RNA. RefSeq names its product putative dehydration-responsive element-binding protein 2H. Gene Ontology annotation, biological process: positive regulation of DNA-templated transcription; response to stress. The record is from RefSeq and is a predicted model, not a curated record. Gene Ontology annotation, molecular function: DNA-binding transcription factor activity; transcription cis-regulatory region binding. NCBI's taxonomy places the organism in Eukaryota, Viridiplantae, Streptophyta, Magnoliopsida, Rosales, Cannabaceae. The transcript has a single exon. The coding region runs from base 96 to 695 and encodes 199 amino acids. Gene Ontology annotation, cellular component: nucleus.